CCUCCAUUGAUUCAAACUCCAUCGAAGGGAAUAGAGCUUGUGGCUUUCUUCUCUACUUAAACCAGGCUUUGCAAUCUCAAUAUCUUCUCUACAAACAGCAAGUGAAAACGAAAAACAAGGAGAUAAACAGAAAGCUUUCAAGUGAUCACUUCACCACCACCACACCACCGCCACGUCCGCCGUCUUCCUCGUAGUUGUUUGUUGUUUAUUUUCUUGUCAAAGGGCCAUGAACCGAGGAGUGUUGCAGAGCUCUCCAGUGCAGCAGAUGAUGGCCACCGGAAACCCUAACUGGUGGAACAUCAACACCACGCGCCCACCGCCACCGUCGACCCAUCUACAACAGCAACAACCACCUUCUCCGUCUGCUUUCUUCCCUCAUUUCACACCCACUUCUUCUUCUUCCUCCAACUCCUCCAAUUCGCUUCAUAUUCCUUAUUGGCAUGAGCAUGAUAACCAAGAGCUUCCUCACUCAUGGAGCCAACUACUCAUGGGUGGAUUAAUGGGUGAAGAACAUGCAUUACACCAUGUGAAGCAAGAAAACCCAGCUAGUGCAAGCAGCUAUGUGUAUGGACAUGCAAGCGAAAGCUCUCAUCUUCAUCAUCAGGCAAACAAACCAGCUGUUUGGUCUCAUCAAAUAAUGGCUGCCGCCGCCGCCGCCGCUUCAUCGUCCCCCAAGUCAUGUGUAACGAGUUUCAGCAGUACUAACAUGUUGGAAUUUUCCGGUAGUAAAGCUGAUGCAAUCCAGUCAUUCCCAGAUCGGUCUUCUAAUUGUAAUAGCAGUGGAAGUGGUGGGGCAAUGAAGAAAGCUAGGGUUCAGCCUUCUGCAACCCAAUCCAGCAUCAAGCAGGUGAGGAAGGAAAAAUUAGGGGACAGAAUUACAGCACUUCACCAGCUUGUUUCUCCGUUUGGGAAGACUGACACAGCCUCUGUCUUGUUAGAAGCUAUUGGGUACAUCAGAUUCCUUCAGAGUCAAAUUGAGGCUCUCAGCUUACCGUACUUGAGCAAUGGACAAGGAAACAUAAGGCAGCAGCAGCCUGUUCAAGGGGAGAGAAACUGUAUAUUUCCUGAAGAUCCUGGCCAGCUGUUGAAUGAAAACUGCAUGAAGAGGAAAGGUGGACCUGACAAACAGGAGAGUCAUGAAGAACCAAAGGACCUGAGGAGUAGAGGGCUAUGUUUGGUUCCAGUGUCAUGCACACUUCAUGUCGGCAGUGACAACGGCGCCGAUUACUGGGCUCCGGCGUUUGGCGGCAGCCUCCGAUAGAAGGCUUGUUACCGUCGGAAAAGGCUACGCAAGAUUUAAAGAAAUGUAGGGGUAGGGGGAUGAGAAGUUUUCAGUGGGAAGGAUAUAACAUCAUGAGCAGUCACUCUGCAAGAAAAAGAUGAAAGGCUGAUUGCUCAUGAUGCUAUAC
Molecule: messenger RNA, 1409 nt
Organism: Hibiscus syriacus
Lineage: Eukaryota; Viridiplantae; Streptophyta; Magnoliopsida; Malvales; Malvaceae
Product: transcription factor bHLH68-like
Exons: 9
Coding region: 227-1261 (344 amino acids)
Biological process (GO): regulation of transcription by RNA polymerase II
Cellular component (GO): nucleus
Molecular function (GO): protein dimerization activity; DNA-binding transcription factor activity, RNA polymerase II-specific; RNA polymerase II cis-regulatory region sequence-specific DNA binding
Source: RefSeq, a predicted model, not a curated record